Leptosomus discolor (cuckoo roller) is the source of this 1419-nucleotide messenger RNA. The record is from RefSeq and is a predicted model, not a curated record. Lineage: Eukaryota; Metazoa; Chordata; Aves; Leptosomiformes; Leptosomidae.
UUCACACUGCACCAGACCCCAAUAUUCCUCUUCCCCAACCUCAGUCCCGAUCAGGUUCAAGAAGGACAAGAGCAAUUUGUCUCUCCACAGGUUCACGUAAACCCAAAGGAAGAUAUACACCAUGUCUAGCAGAUCCUGACAGUGACUCAUACAGCAGUAGCCCAGACAGCACUCCCAUGGGCAGCAUUGAAUCUCUCUCUUCUCACUCCUCUGAGCAGAACAGCACCACCAAAUGUGCGCCUACACAACCCAGGGAGAAAUCGGGAGGGAUUCCAUGGAUUGCCUCUCCCCCUUCUUCUAAUGGCCAGAAGAGUUCAGGCCUCUGGACUACAAGUCCAGAAUCCUCAUCAAAGGAGGAUGCAACCAAAACAGAUGUGGAGUCAGACUGCCAAAGUGUAGCUUCUGUCACUGGACCAGAGAAUGCCUCUCCACCAACAGACCUGACCAAAAAGAGUUCUUACAGUCUGUCUGGACUGAAAAGGUCUUCAGCAUCUUCCCUUAGAUCAAACCCAUCAGCUGAAGGUAACAAAAGCUGCACUGGAUCUAUACAAAGCUUAUCUUCAACAGAUACCAAAGAUACACCAAAGGCUCCACCAAACCCUGAUUUGCCUCCUAAAAUGUGCAGGAGAUUAAGAUUAGAUACUGCAUCGAGUAAUGGCUAUCAAAGACCAGGAUCUGUAGUGGCUGCAAGAGCUCAGUUGUUUGAAAGUGCUGGUUCACUUAAACAAGUUUCUUCAGGACGACAAGCAAAAGCCAUGUAUUCCUGUAAGGCUGAGCAUAGUCAUGAGCUGUCUUUCCCACAGGGGGCAAUAUUUUCUAAUGUGUAUCCAUCAGUGGAACCAGGCUGGUUAAAAGCAACUUAUGAAGGCAAAACGGGACUUGUUCCUGAGAAUUAUGUUGUCUUCCUCUAGUAAUCUUUAGUGGACAGCAAUAUCUUCAUGGUAUCCAUGGUAACAAAUAAUAAGCACUAUGAAUUUUAUCUGACACAGAUAUGGGAUCAGCCCGUUAGCUGAAUGGUAGUUUUCCUUCAGAUACUGCAGCUGCAGGUUACACAGCUCCCUAUCAACGGAACAGAAUGUAAUGAAACAGUUAACAGUUUCAGUACUGAAGACGGUACUCUGUUUAAAUAACUUCCAUUGUUUGCAAAAGGUUGUUCUGUUCUUCUUUUAUGGGUAAGGAACACUAGAGCAAUAAAAUCAAAAAAGUUGCUAUUUAGCUGCAGGCUUUCAGGUCCUAGGAUGUUGCUCACAGAAGUGUGAAAUUAAGGGGCAAUGCACUCUAUGACAUUUCUUGUCAUCUAUGGUUUUUAAUAUGGAAAAUUGUGGGUUUUUUCAUAAUGUAGGUAUAAUGUAAGCUUCUUUUGUGGUCUGAAUUCUCCCUUAGAAAACUCGAUUCUUAAAUUAGUCCUAAUCAUUUCAA